AUGUACCGAGCGUUUUCUUUCCCAAUGACAGCGGAGCGCAGACGGAAUAAGGAGCGCAUUGAGGCGAGUUUGGCCGAUAUAUGUGAGUUGGAGCUGCUGAAACAGAGCCAGGAAUGCCUAGUGCUCAGCGCCCUCUCCAUCGGGGACUCUGUCCCAGGACGCCCGGCAUGGGGCAACCUCCAGCCGACCCGACCUUCUCCCGACACAGCCAACUGUGCGCUGGAGGACUUGAGUUAUAGGCGCCAGCCGAGCAGUCUACAGUGUAGUCCGUGGGGUCUGAUGGCAUCUCUGGAGCAGCAGGUUGGAGAGCUGAGGGUUAAUACAGCGGAUAACGCAGUGGAGCCCCCGGCUGACGUGGUGGACAAUCGGCCCCGCUCAGGAUUCUAUGAGCUGAGUGAGCGCCUGUCUCCUAUGGGUCUGUCUGAUUCCUCUGGGUUUGGAGAGCUCUCCCCCAGCACUGCCCGAGCCAUCCGCAUGGUCUACGCCAACGACAGGCCCAAAUCAGCCGGGGAAUUCUUUGUGGCCAAUCGGGACAGACGGCCAGAAUCCGGGUCCCGCCCCACAGUCCCCCGCUCGUUCUCAGCCCCCUACCCCUCCCUGGAGGGCAUCGCCGAAGGGGCUAGCGAAGGGGAGGGGGAAGACGAGGCCUGGCCCUGGGACACCAGCGAGGGGCCAGGAGGAGUGCUGGAGCAGGGAGGAGAUACGGUGGAGGGGGAGCCCACAGAGGAGGACUACCGUCAGGCCCAGCGUGUGGAGACUUACAUCCUAGGUUUGAUCCAGCGCCGUGCUCUGCCCCUCCGGCCCUGCAAGCCCCGCACCAGCCUGGGUCUGCACGAGGCCCGAACCGCCAUCACCGUGGCCCGCCAAAGCAGCGUUUGCCGCAAGGAACCCGAUCCUCCGCCAGCCACUGACUCCAUCUCUGACCAUCACCCCCACUCCAAUCCCCACCACGCCACUGCUGCGGUUUCCCCCAGCAGUUACGAGCGUCCCCCUCCACCCUGGGCCUGCCGCAGCCUGGACCAGGAGCCUUAUGCAGUCAUGGCCCUGCUCCCUGACCCCCCUCACCACCACCACCAACACCCCCACCCCCACCCUCACUACCCCCAAUCCAGGCAGCCCCCCCUGGCCAACACCUGCUCUGCCUCCCUGGACUACCCCUGUGGUGAAGCUCCAUCCCAGGACCCUAGCAGCAGCGAGCCUGACUCACCCCAGCACUUCCACAAUGGCUACCCGGCACUGCCCCCAUCGCGCUUGCCUCCCCCGCCUGACGAGCAGUUGGUCAACGCCCAGUAUAUCCCUGCCCAACCCUUCCGGGCCACCACCGCCAGGGCCUCUGCACACUCCCACAAGGGGCCCAAACCCAGCCGGGGCACCUAUUAUCCAGAGAGAGGCUCCCAACAGCAGCCGGCCCCACAGCAGCUGCAGCAGGCCAAGUCUAGAGCCGCUGCCAAGAAGUCCCAGUCAGAGAACAGCCUCAAUGGGCAGAGGGGGGUCCCUGAACGCAAGUACAACACGGUGGAGAGAGACGGGGGAGGUUCAGGGAGCAGCCGCGGGAGCCAGUCCAAGGGGAAGAGGCCCCAGCCGGGCAGUGCCGGCUGCCGCCGCUGGCGCUCCACCCUGGAUCUCAGCCAGGACGAAGCCGAGCAGCCUCCACAGCCAACCCCAAUGCCCCCAGCCGACCAUGGCUCCAGGCGCAUCCGCAAACCCCGGCCCCCACCUUACACCUAUGUCAACCCCCUGCCCAAUCAUCAUCCCCACCACCCCAAUCUGGAGUACCUGGACCGGGAUCGUGCGUACCUGUGUCGGCCCGAGGUGGGCUACACGCACCCGGGGCAGGGUGAGUCUGAGUCGAGUCUGAGUGAAGCCGACACGCCAGCUUCCAGCUCGCUGUCCAGCGAUUCAGACGAAAGCGGGGGUCUGGUGUGGCCCCAGCAGCUGCCCCCUCAGCUCUCCUCCCCCCCGUUGCCCUCCGCCCCGGCUGGGGUCCCCCUGCAGCCCAAAGCCUUCAUCAAGAUCAAGGCCUCACAUGCGCUCAAAAAGAAGAUCCUGCGCUUCCGCACGGGCUCCCUCAAAAUCAUGACCACCGUUUAG
Messenger RNA from Salvelinus namaycush (lake trout), 2091 nucleotides. RefSeq names its product dapper homolog 3-like. The transcript is spliced from 5 exons. Lineage: Eukaryota; Metazoa; Chordata; Actinopteri; Salmoniformes; Salmonidae. Bases 1 to 2091 code for a protein of 696 amino acids. Gene Ontology annotation, biological process: negative regulation of canonical Wnt signaling pathway. Gene Ontology annotation, cellular component: cytoplasm. The record is from RefSeq and is a predicted model, not a curated record.